CGGAACUGGACCCGACCGCGUACCAGACCCACAUCUGCCUCACAUCAUCCAUCACAACGCACGCAGCAUGUCAUCCUCUUCUGCACUAGGGGAGAAGAGGGCGGAGGACAAGCUCAAGUCAUCGCACAAGAAGGAAAAGAAGGCAAAGACAAUGGCUGCCGAGCCACCCGCAUCGCCCACUGCUCACCUCACCACCAAUGGCACAAGCGCAGACGCUGAAGCGCUAGCCAAGGCAGAAGACAAGAAGAGGAGAAAGGAAGAGAAGAAGGCGAAGAAGAGGGCGGCUGAGGAGGAAGCUGACGCUCCAGCAGCCUCCUCCGCUGUCGCCUCGACUUCGAACGGCGACCAGCCUGCCUCGAAGAAGGCAAAGACAGCAGACGCAGCUAGCGAGGAGGACGCAGCUGCUGCCGCCAAGGCCGAGAAGAAGCGGAGGAAGGAAGAGAAGAAGGCAAAGAAGGCCGCCGCCACAUCAGCUGCACCUUCUUCUUCCUCUUCUACAACAAUUGCAGCCUCGUCCAAUGUUCCCUCCUCUGCUCCCACCGACGCCCUUGCUGCCAAUGCCUUCCUCAAGGACCACAACAUCACCCUUGAGGCCCCCGAAGAGUCUGACGAAAAGCCUCCGCUUCCUUUCCUCUCCUUCAAGGAGCUCCGAGGAAAAGUAGACGACGGCAUCUGCGCCGAGCUAGACCGCCUCAAGUUCGAAAAGCCCACGCCUAUUCAGGCUUGCUGCUGGCCCGUUCUUCUAAGCGGAAAGGACGUAGUGGGUAUCGCCGAGACUGGAUCGGGAAAGACCUUUGCCUUUGGUGUGCCGGCACUGCAGUAUCUCGUCACUGGCGGUGGUGGCAAGGCAGGAGCAAAGAAAGGUGGCAAGAAGGGCUCCGGUUCCCCUCAGGUGUCCGUCCUCGUCGUAGCUCCCACGCGUGAGCUGGCCAAGCAGACCCACGACAAUAUGCAAUUGCUCGCUCCUUCUCUUGGAUUCGGUUCCGUAUGCCUCUUUGGUGGUGUGCCCAAGUACGAGCAGGAGCAGGAGCUGCACAGCUCACCCUCUGUGCGCAUCGUCGUCGGUACUCCCGGCCGAGUGCUAGAUCUGGCAAGAGAAGGCAAGCUGGACCUCUCCGGCGUGGCCUACUUGGUGCUUGACGAAGCUGACCGAAUGCUCGACAAGGGUUUCGAGCCAGACAUCCGCGCCAUCAUUGGCAUGUGCAAGUCCCACGAAGAAGGACGCCACACCAGCAUGUUCUCCGCAACCUGGCCUCCUGCUGUGCGAGGACUUGCAGACACCUUCAUGCGCGGGCCCAUCAGGGUGACCGUUGGCUCCGACGAGCUUACGGCCAACAAGCGAGUCGAGCAGCGCGUCGAGGUUCUCGACGACAACCGCGCUAAAGAGCGACGGCUACAGGCUUUCCUGCGCGAGAUUGGAGCUGGUCCCAGGGGCAAGAAUGCAACUGACAAGGUGCUCAUUUUUGCCCUGUACAAGAAGGAGGCCUCGCGAAUCGAGGAGACGCUCCGUCGCAAUGGCUUCAGCGUGACGGGUAUUCAUGGAGACAUGACACAGCCUCAGCGAAUGGCCUCUCUCGACUCGUUCAAGAACGGCGUCACGCCGCUGCUCGUCGCAACGGACGUGGCUGCUCGUGGGUUGGAUAUCCCGCAGGUGGAGCAGGUCAUCAACGUUACCUUCCCUUUGACCAUUGAGGAUUAUGUGCACCGCAUCGGACGUACGGCCCGUGGAGGACGGACAGGACGCAGUAUGACCUUUUUUACAGAGGAGGACAAGGCGCACGCUGGAGAGCUAGUCAAGAUUCUAAAGGACUCUGAGAUGCCUGUGCCAGAGGAGAUGUACCGAUUUUCUAUGACUAUAAAGAAGAAAGAGCAUUCGGUGUACGGAUCGUUUUACAAGGAGCCCGUGGCAGGAAAGGCGAAAAAGAUCACUUUUGACUAAUCGGAUGGAGUCUGGGAUAGAUGAGCAUGUUCACAGGGCAGUCGAUUGGGGAGAGUGGAGUCUGUACGGG
Messenger RNA from Microstroma glucosiphilum, 2009 nucleotides. RefSeq names its product DEAD-domain-containing protein. Gene Ontology annotation, cellular component: nucleolus. Gene Ontology annotation, biological process: rRNA processing. The record is from RefSeq and is a predicted model, not a curated record. Bases 68 to 1939 code for a protein of 623 amino acids. The transcript is spliced from 2 exons. Gene Ontology annotation, molecular function: RNA helicase activity; ATP binding; RNA binding. NCBI's taxonomy places the organism in Eukaryota, Fungi, Basidiomycota, Exobasidiomycetes, Microstromatales, Microstromataceae.